GCUCGUCCAUAGAGGGCACAUCAUCACCAGCGCGCUUUUCACCAUCACGGCAGACCUCGGCGGCGGUGGCUGCUCAUUCAUCUGAGUUCCAGAUGGCUACUCCCUUGCUGCCAUGGUGAUGUUACCGCUCAUGGCCCGGGCGGCCAACGCCGCUGGCUGACUCUGGCCUCGGUUGCCCUGUUCACGGUGGCAGCGGAACCUGUGGCGGUUCGGAACUCCCUCGCUGUGCUUAUUGAUGGGCGUGUUGUGGAAGUUCCUAAGGUUCUGGACUCGAUUCACAGUUUGUCUAUCCCGUCCCGCGAAGGGCAGCGUACAUCCGUGUGAGGUCGACGAAUGUGAUCGUUCCUCUUGUUCUCGGGUUUCUUGGAAUCGGUCUGUUCUUGGCCUACGAGUGGACCGCGGCGAGGGACCCUUCACUCCCUCGGGGCGCCGUCAUGGAGCGCACGGCGACUACCGCUCUUGCCGUCACGAUUGGGCCCCUCACUUGCCGCUACAUCUCAUUGGCAUGGCCAUCAUCACCCUCUCGUCUGGUAUCUUCAGCAUUCUCGAUCAGGAUUCGGCCGCCACGGCUGCAAAGGCGUGCUCCCAGCUCUUCUGCGCCAUGGGCUCCGGCUUGAUGAUUCCCAUCCUCUCGCCGGCAUACAGGUGCCAUUGAACCAAAGCCUUGUCGCCGCGUUAACCGGGGUUUGGAGCUUUGUCCGAGCCUUCGCCAUCGUUUGGAUGUGACCAUUCCUGCAGCGUUUCGACAACCAGUGCAGCUUGAGGGCCGCCAGCUUGAGAGAU
Messenger RNA from Canariomyces notabilis, 783 nucleotides. RefSeq lists its product as uncharacterized. The transcript has a single exon. The record is from RefSeq and is a predicted model, not a curated record. Lineage: Eukaryota; Fungi; Ascomycota; Sordariomycetes; Sordariales; Chaetomiaceae. The coding region runs from base 236 to 655 and encodes 139 amino acids.